This is a messenger RNA of Carica papaya (papaya), 1059 nucleotides long. RefSeq names its product myb domain protein 93 (gene MYB93). Lineage: Eukaryota; Viridiplantae; Streptophyta; Magnoliopsida; Brassicales; Caricaceae. The record is from RefSeq and is a predicted model, not a curated record.
AUGGGAAGAUCCCCUUGUUGUGAUGAAAAUGGCCUCAAGAAAGGGCCCUGGACUCCAGAGGAAGAUCAAAUACUUGUUGAUUACAUCCAGAAACAUGGCCAUGGAAGUUGGAGAGCCCUCCCCAAACUAGCAGGUCUCAAUAGAUGUGGCAAGAGUUGCAGGCUAAGAUGGACCAAUUACUUGAGACCUGACAUCAAGAGAGGCAAAUUUUCUCAAGAAGAAGAGCAAACCAUCCUCCAUCUCCACUCUAUCCUUGGAAACAAAUGGUCUGCAAUUGCAACGCACCUACCCGGUAGGACAGAUAAUGAGAUAAAAAACUUCUGGAACACCCAUUUGAAGAAGAAGCUGAUUCAGAUGGGUAUUGAUCCAAUGACUCACCAACCAAGAACAGACCUCUUCGCUAGUUUGCCUCAGCUCAUAGCUCUGGCUAGUCUGAAAGAUCUAAUGGACCGUUAUAACCCAUUAGAUGAGCACGUAAGAUUACAAGCUGAAGCUGCUCAGCUUGCCAAGCUUCAAUACCUACAAUAUCUUCUUCAGCAGUCAACAGCUUCGCUAACCAGCAGUAAUGACAUUACAGAUCAACUGGAUGUUCUCGCCUUAUUGAAUUCAAUUCCUCAUACUAAAGAAGAAAAUAAUCCCCAUCCAACACUUUUAAAUUCACAAGAAAUAAAUAAUACUCCACCAGCUGCUUCUUUUUCGCUUGGACUUGGUGGCUCUCAACCACUCCACCAUCCAAGUCAAUUAUCUCACUUGCCAGACCCACCACCAGUCACUUUCAAUUUCCAAACGUCGUCGUUGAAUAUAAGUGAUGAUUAUCAGGUUUCCCAAAAUUCUGACUUCACUACUUUGGUCAGCCAAGCAGCUGAUCAUUAUAACCCACAACCUGAUUGUUCAUGGCUUAAUCUUCCAUCUCCCACUCCUCCUGUAAUCCCGCCAACUUUAACCGAGACGUCAUUAAGCAAUGCAGGAGGAGUGGCUGAGAGCAGUUUUGGAGGUGGAUCUCCGUAUAACUGGCCCGAAUUUGGUUCUGAGGACCCUGUUAUGCAUGGCAUCUCAUGA